Phalaenopsis equestris is the source of this 1270-nucleotide messenger RNA. RefSeq names its product ATPase WRNIP1. Gene Ontology annotation, biological process: regulation of DNA repair; DNA-templated DNA replication. The record is from RefSeq and is a predicted model, not a curated record. Gene Ontology annotation, molecular function: ATP binding; DNA binding; ATP hydrolysis activity. Gene Ontology annotation, cellular component: nucleus. Lineage: Eukaryota; Viridiplantae; Streptophyta; Magnoliopsida; Asparagales; Orchidaceae.
GCACCAUCCGUAUGAAAUAAUUUUUCUACUUUCAACAAUCCACUAAUCUCAUCACUCGAUCCCAAGAACCAGAAGCAGGAGAUGGAGGAGCUUCUCAGCAUGGGCUUCUCAGAGGAUCUCGCUUCUCAAGCCCUCGCCGCCACCACCACUCCCACAAACUCUCCCCCCGCCGAUCCCGAUCCCAAAUACGCACGGUUCUUUUCGUCGAUGAGAUCCACCGAUUCUCCAAAACUCAACAGGACGCACUCCUCCCCGCCAUUGAGGACGGAUCCAUCAUUUUCUUCGGCGCUACGACUGAAAACCCCUCAUUCCACCUAACGAACCCCCUCCUCUCCCGUCUUCGCGUUCUUGCCCUCCGUUCUCUGGAACCUCAGCAUGUCCGCUCUCUUCUAAUUCGCGCGGUUGGUGACGUCGAGCGCGGCCUCCGCCUCUCCAUUAACGGCGCCUCCGUUGCCAUAGAUGAUGGAGCACUCGAGUUUCUCUCUCUCCAUUGCGAUGGCGACGCCCGUGUUGCACUCAAUUCGCUUGAAGCGUCGGCAAUCUUAGCCGUGAACCGAAGUUCUGGGGUUGGCGAGGGAACAUCUAUCAUUACAACUGCUGAUGCGAAGGAGGCGAUGCAGUGCAAGCACUUGGCUUACGAUCGUGAUGGAGAUGAGCAUUAUAAUCUCAUCAGCGCGCUCCACAAGUCGAUGAGGGGCAGCGAUGCCGAUGCAGCCAUUUACUGGUUGGUAAGAAUGCUCGAGGGAGGAGAGCAGCCUUUGUACAUUGCCCGGAGGCUUGUGAGGUUUGCUAGUGAGGAUGUGGGACUCGCAGACCCUGCAGCUCUUGGCAAUGCCGUUGCUUGUUACCAGGCCUGCCACUUCAUUGGGAUGCCAGAGUGCGAUGUGUGCCUCGCACAGUGCGUUGCAUACCUCGCUCUAGCGCCCAAAUCUGUGGCGGUUUAUAAAGCUUUGAAUGCGGCAAAGAGAGCGGUGAAGGAGUCGGUGGGGGGGAACGAAGGGGUGCCGCUCCAUUUGAGGAAUGCUCCCACGAGGCUGAUGAAGCAGAUGGGAUAUGGGGAUGGGUAUCUAUAUCCUCCGGAUAAUCCCCAGCUUUGUAAGGGGCAGAGUUAUCUACCAGAUUCACUUAAAGGUCGGAAAUUUCUCCAAUGGCCGCCAUUGGAUGUAGAGCAGCUGUGAAGUCUGGUUGACUGGAAAAAGGAAGCCUGCACCCCGAUUCAUAUGCCGAGGUUGUACAUCUCCUGAAAGUUGAGCCGAGAAGCUGUAUCCUC